AUGCGUUUCUUCCCAGCCGUACUCCUGGCAACUGGGGGUGUUCUCCUGACAAAUGCUACGUGUGCGUCCUUCGACUCGGAGUUUGAGCUAGCCACCGCCGACCAUCCGACUGUGUUCCGUUCCCUCGCCUACCACCAUAACAGCGUCGCUUCUAAACGGCUGUUGCGACGUUACGAUGUUGACAACGAAGGGAGAACCGUCGGGGGCGGCGCCAAGAUCAAGAGCCUUUGGUUGAAGGUCCGUGCGUAUUUACUAAAUCGUAAGAAAGAUGAGGCUGACAUGGCAGCGAAAUUACAACUCGGCGGUAUUGACCACGCCUUGUCAAGCUCAAAACUGGAGCAAUUGACCAAGGAAGUCCAAGUGUUUAACAAAAAGUCCAUUGCCAAAGUCACGGUGAUUGGGACGCUCAGGACCCUCUACGGAGAUAUCGAUCUGGCAAAGGGGCUCAAGGCUGCCGAAAGGGAGGCGUCGCCCACACUUCUAGAACAACUCAAAGCGUUGAGGCAGGACCUACAGUCGAAGUGGCUGAACCGCGGCAUCUCCGCGGACGUUAUUUUCAAGCAACUGGGGAUUCGCGAAGAAAAGUAUCAAAUGUUUUUCAGUGGGAAACUGGACAUUCUGGAAGCCUAUAUCAAACUCAUCAACCAGAACAAAAAGAAGGGCGAUCCGGUAUCUCUGGUGAGCAUCUUGAGUAAGGGAUUUGGCGGGGAGGACAAGCUGGUGGCGCUCGUGACUUCUGCAAAAAAAAGUAGCAUGACGGGGAAAAAAGCCGACGAAUUGGAGACUGCUUUACUCAAUAAGUGGCUGAGAGAAGAUACCUUACCGAAAGACGUCUUUGUAUGGCUGAAGCUUUCCGACGACGUGGACGACGCUUUCUCCCCUCAAAACUUGAACAAGUUCGCAGCGUACAUCGACAAUUUUAACACGAGGAGGCCCAAUCAUCAACAGUCAGCGAUUGCUAUCUACACGAGCAGUUUUGGAGACGCUGCUGUCGUAAACAAGCUCAUCUCGGCAGUGGACGACGGGGCGACAAGAAGUAUCGCGAACAAGCUACAGGAGGCGCAGUUUGAGAGCUGGGUCAGCCGCAGAUUGGGUUUUGGCCAAGUCGAAACGAUACUGAAGAUUGACAGCUCUGGCGAUGCAGUAGUUACUCGCCGAAAGCUAGGCUUGUUGGUCAAGUAUAUUACGCAAAUGAUGGAUGGAGAUGAACGUUUAAUCAGGACGUUGACGGAGCAGCUUGGAGGGAGAGACAAACUGGCGUUGGUGUUGGAGAAAGCAAGUGAGUCCACGGCCGCCUCUGCGCUGCAGAAGAAGCAAUUUGCGUCAUUGAAAGACGAACGUAUUACACCGGAAGUCAUCGUCUCCUUUUUAUUUAAAAAGGCUCAAACAACUACGACAGCCGAGAAGGCGAUUGUGGCCAAGUUCAAUCUGUUCUUCAUUGAGACAAGUGGGUGA
This is a messenger RNA of Phytophthora infestans T30-4, 1455 nucleotides long. Its product is annotated as secreted RxLR effector peptide protein, putative. The coding region runs from base 1 to 1455 and encodes 484 amino acids. The record is from RefSeq and is a predicted model, not a curated record. NCBI's taxonomy places the organism in Eukaryota, Oomycota, Peronosporomycetes, Peronosporales, Peronosporaceae. The transcript has a single exon.